UCUGGAGCAAAACCAAGUGCAAACAUGGAAGGAUCACAGCAACCAGAGCACCUACCGUCUGUCGGGGAUGGUCUCUCACCUCGGGGAGAGCAUCAACACCGGCCACUACGUCAGUGACGUCGCUGGAGAGGACGGCGCCGGAUGGUUGACCCUCAACGACGCCCGUGUGACGCCCGCGGAGACGCCGGUCCUGAGGACCAGAGAGAAGACCGCCUACAUGUUGUUUUACGUCCUAAGUGGAGCAGAAGAGGGAAGCCAUGUCCCACUGGCUCAGAACCAGGAGCCAUCUGGAGCUGAGAGGGACUGACACCUGUGAGGCCCGGGAGAGCGUUUGAUUGGUGGAGCCUCUACAGCCCGCUCUGUGGGCCGCACCCUGCAGCCCCCCUCUACAGCUGAGGCCCACCUUUAAACGCCCCCCUAGGGGCCAC
This is a messenger RNA of Gadus chalcogrammus (walleye pollock), 428 nucleotides long. RefSeq names its product ubiquitin carboxyl-terminal hydrolase 37-like. Lineage: Eukaryota; Metazoa; Chordata; Actinopteri; Gadiformes; Gadidae. Gene Ontology annotation, molecular function: cysteine-type deubiquitinase activity. The record is from RefSeq and is a predicted model, not a curated record. Bases 68 to 307 code for a protein of 79 amino acids. Gene Ontology annotation, biological process: protein deubiquitination. The transcript has 4 exons.